Messenger RNA from Pseudoliparis swirei, 2029 nucleotides. RefSeq names its product cytochrome P450 3A40-like. The coding region runs from base 37 to 1545 and encodes 502 amino acids. The transcript is spliced from 13 exons. Lineage: Eukaryota; Metazoa; Chordata; Actinopteri; Perciformes; Liparidae. The record is from RefSeq and is a predicted model, not a curated record. Gene Ontology annotation, molecular function: steroid hydroxylase activity; iron ion binding; oxidoreductase activity, acting on paired donors, with incorporation or reduction of molecular oxygen, reduced flavin or flavoprotein as one donor, and incorporation of one atom of oxygen.
GUGGUGAGGGAGAGAGACCAGAAGAAACCUGCAGAGAUGGGGUUCUCCUUCUUCUUCUCCGCUGAGACCUGGACCCUCCUGGUGGCGCUCAUCACAUUGGUCUUUGUGUAUUCCUGCUGGACACAUGGAAUAUUUAAGAAAUUGGGCAUCCCUGGUCCCCGACCAGUCCCCUUUUUUGGCACUAUGCUGGGAUAUAAAAAGGGAUUUGUUGCCUUUGACGAGGAGUGCUUCAAGAAAUAUGGAAAAAUCUGGGGCAUUUUUGACGGCCGUCAGCCCGUGAUGUGCAUCACAGAUCCCACGAUGAUAAAAGCCGUUCUGAUAAAGGAGUGCUACUCCGUCUUCACCAAUCGCAGAAACUUCCGCCUGAACGGGCAGCUGUACGACGCCGUGUCCAUCGCGGAGGAUGACCAAUGGAAAAGGAUUCGCAGUGUCCUCUCGCCCUCCUUCACCUCGGGAAGACUAAAAGAGAUGUUUGACAUAAUGAAGCACCACUCUGCCAACCUGACCAGCAGCAUGAAAAAGACAGCAGACAAGGAUGAGGCCUUAGAGCUGAAAGAGUUCUUUGGACCCUACAGCAUGGAUGUAGUAGCCAGCACCGCCUUCAGCGUGGACAUCGACUCACUCAACAACCCCUCAGACCCAUUUGUCGCUAACAUCAAGAAGAUGCUGAAGUUUGACAUUUUUAACCCGCUCUUCCUCCUUGUUGCUUUCUUCCCCUUCAUGGGUCCGGUUCUUGAGAAGAUGGAGUUUUCCUUUUUCCCCGCGUCUGUCACAGACUUCUUUUACGCUGCGCUGCAGAAGAUCAAGGACAACCGAGUGCACAACACGGAAAAGAAUCGAGUGGAUUUCCUCCAGUUGAUGAUUGACUCGCAGAAAAACAACAACCUCAGUAAAAUGGAACCAAACAAAGGUUUAAACGACCAUGAGAUCCUCUCUCAAGCGAUGAUUUUCCUCUUUGCCGGCUAUGAAACCACCAGCAGCUCUCUCAGUUUCGCGUCUUACAAUCUGGCGAGAAACCCUCGCGUCAUGAAACGGCUGCAGGAGGAGAUCGACUCCACCUUCCCGAACAAGGGUCCCGUUGAGUACCAGGCCCUGAUGCAGAUGGAGUACCUCGACAGCGUCAUCAACGAGUCUCUCCGACUGUACCCCAUCGCCGCACGCCUGGAGCGUGUGGCCAAGGCGACCGUGGAGAUAAACGGCGUUGUUAUUCCAAAGGGUAUGGUCGUCAUGGUACCGACAUGGCCCAUUCACCGGGAUCCUAACCUGUGGCCCGAGCCCGAGGAGUUCAAACCUGAGAGGUUCACCAAGGAAACCAAGGAGACGAUUGACCCCUUCACGUACAUGCCUUUCGGGGCGGGACCAAGGAACUGCAUUGGGAUGCGGUUUGCUCUGGUGAUGAUGAAACUAGCUUUGGUGGAGAUCCUGCAGAAGUUCAGCUUCUCUGUGUGUAAGGAAACGGAGAUCCCCUUGGAGAUGGACAUCCAGGGCCUGCUGGCCCCAAAGCGACCAAUCAAACUGAAGCUGGAGCCACGUUCUGAGUCCUAAAAUGAAUCAAAUUUUAAAAAAUAAAAACAAGAUGAAAGAUUAUAAACAUUGCUGUGUAGCGACGUUCCGUCGGCGCACUUUUCGUGAAGCCGCAGACACACCGAGUUCCUGUUUCCUGACAUCGGAGCUUUCUUUUCUUCUUGUCUUUAUUUGAUGUAAACAAAGAUACCUUAACUAUAUACACCAAACAAAUGAACGCUAUCCUAGUUUAAUACGAUCUUACGGUCUUGUUCUCACGGUGUUUCCUGGUGCCUAAUGCAGCUCGUUACCUGCUCCUGUCAUGACGUCAUUCAUAAACUUCGUCCUUGUGGCUCUUACAAUUGCCAUUUUGAUCAUGGUAGCAUUAUAGUAGAGUUGUGUGUACAUCUGUAUCAGCUGGUUAUAUUUUGUUUCCAUUGAAGCUUUUAUAAUAUUCAUCCAAAACUACGAGAAAAUUGAUCAUUUAUCAAACCUGUGGUAACAAUAAAGAAAGGUUUGGAUCUUC